AGAGGGGGGAGAGACCCCAUUGGCCAGCACGGGGCGAGCCCCGUGACGUCACCUGGCGUGGGGACAACCCUCCCCCCAAUCCCGGGGCUCCCCAAAGUGUUGGAACCGGACAAUGGGGCGGCCCAGAGCGGGGCACCCCCGAAACCGCACGCCCGGGGCACCCCCCUCCCGCUCCCGUGCCGGGGUGUGCCCCCCAAACCAGGCACCCCCAGUCCGGGGCGCACCCCCCACGUGCACCCCCGGGCGGGGCUCCCGGUGCCCGAAUGGGUCCCCGCUUUGGGAGGGAAGGGGAAGGACCCCAUGGGGAGCCCGGGGGAGGACCCUGCUUGUACCCCUCCAUCCCCCCAGGAACGGGCGGGCGACCUCUCCCGUCCCCCCGGGCCGUGCCCCCGCCCCCGGCCCCCGCCCUGCCCCCGCCUCCGCCCGCCCGCACCGCCCCCGCUGCCCGCACCCCUGCGGGUGCUGCCCACACCCUCCGGUACCCGCACCGUGCCCGCGCCCCUGCCCGUACCGCUGCCGGUACCGCUGCCUGCACCCGCCCUGCCCUGCCCGCAUCCCCGCUCACUGCCCGCAUCCCCGCCCUGCCCUCCCCGCAUCCCCCUGGGUUCCCGCAGCCCCGCCGUGCCCUGCCCGCCGCCCCGCGCCGCCUAUGGCCCUCCCGCGGCCCCGCACCCGCUGGGUGAGCGACUUCUUCUCCUACGAGACCACCAAGUCGGUGGUGGUGAAGAGCUGGGUGGUGGGCGUCGUCAACCGCGGCGUCCAGCUCCUCAUCCUCGCCUACUUCGUCGGCUGGGUGUUCCUCCAUGAGAAAGCGUACCAGGUGCGGGACACCGCCAUCGAGUCCUCCGUGGUCACCAAGGUGAAGGGCGUGGGGCGCUACGCGGGGCAGGUGAUGGACACGGCCGACUACGUCACGCCCCCCCAGGGCACCUCGGUGUUCGUGGUGGUCACCAAGCAGAUCCGGACCGAGGAGCAGGCGCAGGGCGUGUGCCCGGAGAGCGAAGCCGCGUUCCACUGCUCGGCGGACCGGGACUGCCGGGAGCUGAGCCCGGGCACGAGCAACGGGCUGCUGACAGGGCGCUGCGUCCCCUACAACGCGACCCUGCGCACCUGCGAGAUCCAGGGCUGGUGCCCGCCCGAGGUGGACACCGUUGACGUCCCCGUCAUGCUGGAAGCUGAGAACUUCACCCUCCUCAUCAAGAACAGCAUCCGCUUCCCGCUCUUUGGCUUUGAGAAGACCAACCUGCCACCCCCUGGCAGCGGGGCGGAGCUGGGCCAGUGUCGCUUCCACCCACAGCUGCAGCCCCUGUGCCCCAUCCUGCGCCUGGGGGACGUGGCACGUCUGGCUGGGCAGGACUUCCCCGCGCUGGCUGCCACCGGGGGGGUGCUGGGGAUCAAGAUCGGGUGGGUGUGUGACCUGGACCGGGCCUGGGAGCGCUGCCUGCCCCGCUACUCCUUCACCCGCCUGGACAGCCUGGCCCGGACCCCUGCCCCUGGAUACAACUUCAGGCACGCCAGGUACUACCGCUGGCCCGACGGCUCCGAGCGCCGCACCCUCAUCAAGGCCUUCGGGAUCCGCUUUGACGUCCUGGUGUAUGGCAGCGCCGGGAAGUUCGGCAUCGUCCCCACCCUCAUCAACACGGUGGCUGCCUUCACCUCCAUCGGCGUGGGCACGGUGCUGUGCGACAUCAUCCUGCUCAACUUCCUCAAGGGCGCCGAGCACUACAAGGCCCGCAAGUUCGAGGAGGUGUCAGAGGCCGGCGUGCCCGCCACCCCCUCAGCGUGUCCCCCCGGGGCGCUGGGGACCUGCUCCCGGGACAAGCAAUCCACCGACUCGGGCACCUUCUCCCUCGGCCUCUAGCCGGGGGGGCCAUGGGGCAGCCCCCCAGCCUGUCCACCCCGCUGAGGGGCUCACCGGGACCCCCAUCAGGCUCCAGGGCUCCCCCUGUGAGCCCCUACAGCAUCUGACUGGCCCCAGUGCCCACCCCGGCUUGUCCCAGUACAUCCCAGUGUCUCCAGGAGGUGCCCCAGCCCUGUCCCUUGCCCCCAGGGCACCCCUCUCCCAGCACCUCCCUGUCACCCCAC
This is a messenger RNA of Passer domesticus (house sparrow), 2085 nucleotides long. It is a transcript of the gene P2RX3, whose product is annotated as purinergic receptor P2X 3. The transcript has 12 exons. Gene Ontology annotation, cellular component: nuclear inner membrane; plasma membrane. The record is from RefSeq and is a predicted model, not a curated record. Gene Ontology annotation, biological process: calcium ion transmembrane transport; response to ATP. Gene Ontology annotation, molecular function: extracellularly ATP-gated monoatomic cation channel activity; purinergic nucleotide receptor activity; ATP binding. NCBI's taxonomy places the organism in Eukaryota, Metazoa, Chordata, Aves, Passeriformes, Passeridae. Bases 113 to 1861 code for a protein of 582 amino acids.